Gordionus sp. m RMFG-2023 is the source of this 1859-nucleotide messenger RNA. RefSeq names its product bifunctional purine biosynthesis protein ATIC-like. NCBI's taxonomy places the organism in Eukaryota, Metazoa, Nematomorpha, Gordioida, Chordodea, Parachordodidae. Gene Ontology annotation, cellular component: cytosol. Gene Ontology annotation, molecular function: phosphoribosylaminoimidazolecarboxamide formyltransferase activity; IMP cyclohydrolase activity. Gene Ontology annotation, biological process: 'de novo' IMP biosynthetic process. The coding region runs from base 12 to 1772 and encodes 586 amino acids. The record is from RefSeq and is a predicted model, not a curated record. The transcript is spliced from 15 exons.
AAUUGUUUAAAAUGCAAGCUCUUAUUAGUGUUUAUGACAAGACUGCCCUUGAGAGUUUAUCUAGAUCCCUGUUUUCAAAUGGUUAUGAGAUUAUAGCAUCAGGAAAAACAGCAUCAUUUAUAUCAUCAUUGAAUAUACCUGUAAAAAAUAUAUCCCUCUAUACAGGAUUUACAGAAAUUUUAGGAGGGCGGGUUAAAACACUUCAUCCUGCAAUACAUGCCGGCAUCCUUGCAAGAGACAACGAAAUGGAUCAAAAAGAACUCGACAAAUUGAAUUACCAUAAGAUUGAUUUGGUGAUAUGUAACCUCUAUCCCUUUUCUCAAGUAGUCAGAGAACCUGAUGUAGCAAUGGAUGUAGCUAUAGAAAACAUAGAUAUAGGAGGUAUUACUUUGAUCAGGGCGGCGGCUAAGAAUUUUGAAAGAGUCACCGUACUUUGCGAUGUAAAGGAUUAUGAGAGGGUUUUGGACGAAAUUAAAACCUAUAAAGGCAAAACCACACUACAAACAAGACAGGAAUUGGCUUUAAAGGCAUUCACUUGCACUGCUGAUUACGAUGAUAAAAUAUCUGAUUUUUUUCGUAAACGAUUUAGAGAUUCAACUUAUCAAAUUGAUUUGAGGUAUGGGAUGAACCCAAGUCAAAAACCUGCUCAAAUCUUCAGUUCAAACCACGAAUUGCCAUUUAAAGUAUUGAAUGGAGCCCCUGGUUAUAUAAAUUUACUGGACGCCUUAAAUUCUUGGCAAUUGGUGAAAGAACUUAAAGGCGCCUUGAAUAUACCGGCAGCAGCUUCAUUUAAACACGUUAGUCCAGCAGGUGUCGGUAUUGGUGUGCCAUUCAAUGAAGAAGAUGCAAAAGUUUUCAUGGUUGAAGAUCUAUUAGAACGAUUAACUCCUAUUGCUUUCGCUUAUGCCAGAGCCAGAGGUUCUGAUAGAAUGUCAUCUUAUGGGGAUUUUAUAGCACUAUCCGAUACAUGCGACUUUAUAACGGCCAAAAUAAUAUCCAGAGAAGUUUCAGAUGGCAUAAUUGCACCAGAUUUUACUCAAGAAGCUUUGGAACUUUUAUCUAGGAAGAAAAAUGACGGAUAUUGCAUAUUAAAAAUGGAUCCUACUUAUGAACCGGAAGUUAUGGAACGAAAAAUCCUGUAUGGUUUAACCCUGGAACAACCUAGAAAUAAAACUAAAAUCGAUAAAAAUUUCUUUUCACAAAUAAUGUCGAAAAAUAUAGAAUUAUCUGAUGCUGCUUUGAGUGAUUUGAUAAUAGCCACAAUAUCCCUAAAAUUUACUCAAUCAAAUUCUGUGUGUUAUGCCAAAGAUGGUCAGACUAUAGGGAUAGGAGCAGGUCAACAAUCGAGGAUUCACUGCACCAGAUUGGCCGGAGAUAAAGCUGACAAUUGGUGGUUACGGCAUCAUCCAAAAGUUUUAGGGCUGAAAUUUAAAGAAGGCACUAAAAGAGCCGAAAAAAUUAAUGCCAUUGAUGCUUACAUUACUCAAGAGAUAGAGAAUAUUACAGAUCAACAAUGGUGUAAGGUUUUGAAAGAAAUUCCUCAAGAACUGACCUUACACGAAAAAGUGGAGUGGAAUAAAAAAUUGAACGGUGUAAUCCUUAGUUCAGAUGCAUUUUUUCCUUUUAGAGAUAGUAUUGAUAGAGCUGUAAAUUCUGGCGUUGAGUACAUUGCAGCUCCAUCAGGUUCUAAUAAUGACAAAUCUGUUAUAGAUGCUUGCAAUAAUUAUGGAAUAACUUUGGUUUUUACCCACGAAAGGUUGUUUCAUCAUUGAAUAUAAUUAAUUUUUUGUAAUGAUUUUAUAAAUAUUAUAAUAAUUCCAAAUCACUCAUGUGAUAUUACACGCAUUAUUUUACAAUAA